GUCAUGAAUGGACUAAUGGGGAUGGUUGAAUGCAAGAGAUGGAACAAGUAGAGGUAGAAGAGAUUAGAAGAUAAAGUGACAAGAGGAAACACAAGUAUUCUGAGAUGUUGCUAUGAGGAAAGGACUCAGAAAUGACUGAUGUAGAGCCUGUGGUCACAGAUUUUUCAUCUUCAGGAAGGACAGGUCGUCGGAAUGCUUUACCAGACAUCCGGGAGUCUUCUGAUAGUCCUGGAUCACCAUUAGAACUGCCUCAAAAGCUAGAAAACCUCAACUUGUCACAAAGUAAUGCUGAAAGUACUGUUGCUGAUGAUCCAGCAAACACUGAAGAAAAACAACCGGGCCAAAAUGAUGAGGACAAUAAAUCAGAGAUGAAAAAAGAAAGCUCAUAAACACUAGGGAGUGCUAGAUUUAUGUAUUCAAAGGGAUAUACUAAUGGCCUUAUGGGUCUGCUUUUCCUAAAUCCCACGAUUUGGUAGUACUAUAGUGACAACUGCAGGUCUGUGUAACAUCUCUGUGUUUGGAAAACUUUGAUGUGAAUCUACUUAGAUUUCUGCACCAAUUUCAACUGUAGACCAUUCAGAAAGCAAGUGCUCUUCAGUUUGCAACCAGGAAAAGAGGGGGAAGAAUUUGGGAUUUUAAUGACAUCUGUCAUCAGGUGUGCUGCCUGAGAUGAACCCAAUUAAUUGACUUUCAUGCUCUAAAAUAGUAAAAAAAAAAAAAAAAAAAAAAAAAAAAAAAAAAAGUGCUAAAACAACUAAUUUCUUUCUUUCUUUCUUUCGUUUUUUUUCAUUUAAUUCUUAUUGUAUCAAGAAAACAGUGAUUGAGCAUGGAGUGGGAAGGAAGACAGAUUAUUGGGAGCACUGUCUUUGGUGCCCAUCUCUGGAAACAGUAUCCAAACAUCAACAAUUUAGCACCCAAUAUCUUUUUCUAAUGGCAUGGCAUAGAGGCUGGAGAUCUUGCCCACCUUGGAGUUAGCAUAAUCUAGGCUCAAUUUUGCCUCUGACACAUACUAACUAUAGGAUCUUGGUAAAGUUAUUUAACCUCUCAGUACUACCAAGAAACUCUCUAAAAUUAUAGAUGAGUUUUCCAUCUGCAUUGGUAAAGGUAGUUUCCACAUCAGAAGUUCCUCUAUAUCAACAAAGCCAAAGGUUCAAAGUCUGUUCUCCCUUCUCCUCUCAGCUCAAAGAGAGAACUAUGUAAAAAUGAUGGGAUGAUAAAAGUAAAAAUUUAUGAUAAGGAAAAAAUUCCCCCAAAAUGUAUCAGAUUUUUUUUUUAACUGUGAAAAUGUUUUGAAAAGUUGUAAACAUUUCAAUAAUUUUCUAAUCUCUGAGGUCUCUCUUAAUCAUUUUCUGCUUAAUAUUAUUUGUGCAUGGUUUCUAGCUUGGUUUUUUUUUUUUUAAUGUAUCCCUUUAAAGUCAAAAUUUGUAUACAAUUUGACAAAUUAUUUAAUUGAAACAUGCAAAUUAAAAUCAAUACAUCUCCUUUGUUUAGUUCUGUAUUUUUUAUACUUCAUUGAUACCUCAGGAUAUAUCUGUCUGAUGUUCCUCUGGCCACAUUCAUAGGACUAUUUCCUCUUAAAUGUUUUCCCUAAAUUAAGAAUUAAGAUAAACUGACACCAUGAUAGUAAACAGGGUUUGGGUUGGAGCCAUUUAAUUGGAAUAUUCAAAUAUGGUAAAUAACAGAAAGUCUUAACACUAAAGUUAUUAAUGGGGCUGGAGAAGAAGUAUUAGCAUACUUUUCCACUUAAUUAUACGUUAAAAAAAUUAAAUUAAAUCACUAAAUCAAUUAAAAUCACUAAAUAUAAGUAUAAAUCUUGAAGUACAAAAGUGUUAUUUAUUAUGGAAACCAACUUCUAAUUCUCACUAUUCACUAAUAGUGACUUGUUUUCACUCCUUGCUUGAUCUAAUGCUAGUUUUGAUCUGGCCCAUUUUUGGUUCCCAGAUUUGAGUAGGAUGUAUAUUUUUCUUUUAACAUUUCCUUAAUAAAAAACAUUAUAAUCAAUUAGAAAUAAAUUUACUUUGAAUAAAAAGCUCUUCUAGUUUGAAUUCAUGACCAUGAUGCUUUCGGUCUUCAGUUUACCAUUAUAAGACUUAGUUUGUUUUCUCUCUGGUGAAGGAUAUUUACUUGCUUUCAACAUUAAGAGGUUACUUUUGCAUACUCUCCAUUUUCCCUGUUCCAUUUAGUGCAAAGGAGAACCUGCCAAGGCUAACGAGAAAGGUAAUAAUUCCUCUCAGUGAAUUAUUCAUAAUUUUUCCUACCUUUGCAAACAGGACUGUUCAAAGAAAGUAGUUCUACAGAGGCAUGAUGGUAUGUUACUAUGUGAAAAGCUGUGAUUGGUUCUUCUCCAAUCAGAUGUUUCAUCCUUUGAAUUAAUUUUUAUAUAUGUACAUACAUACACAAAAAUGUGUGUGUGUAUAUAUGUAUAUAUGUGAUUAUGCAGAAACUUCAUUUCUAUAUCUCCUCCAAGACAAUGCAAGUUUACACCAGAACAUAAUCUCUAAGUAGAUUUAAAAUAUAUAUAUAUAUAUAGUUUCUCCACAGUGUUGCCAUCUGUCUAUUUGUGUUAUUCACAUUGGAAGUUUUCAGAUAAAAUAAGAAAAUAUGUAUUGUUUAGUUUAUUUCACUGCUACUCAACUGGUGUUUGUUUUUGGUUAAUCUGCGUUAAGGCUAUACAUAUAACUACACACAAAGUGCUUCCAGAAGUCUUUUUUCUAUUCAAACAAUUAUAUAAUAACAACUCAACUUCCUCCUAACCCACAGAUGUGAAAGGCUAUGUGGUUUUAUAAUGCCAUUGACAAAAGCAGCUGAGUUUCUCCAUUCUGAAAGUGUUUAGACAAAUUUAAAGUAUGAAAGUUAAGUAGAAUUUCUUUGGAAUUAUGGGCUACAUUCAUGAAGUUCCAUCACACAUUCUAGGUAUCUUUUUCUGCAUGUCCUUCUCCUUUGGGUGAUUAUUUGCAUAAAUGUCUCUGUUGGGUAAAGAGCCUGAUCGUCAUUACCACAAAUUUCCCAGUCUCCCAUGUUCAGAGUUUUGGGACUCAUUUUGGGACUGUUCCCCCUCCUUUGCCUCUUAUAUCCAAUAAAUUGUGAAUUACUUCUCCA
This is a messenger RNA of Antechinus flavipes (yellow-footed antechinus), 3099 nucleotides long. It is a transcript of the gene PKIB, whose product is annotated as cAMP-dependent protein kinase inhibitor beta. The transcript has 3 exons. Lineage: Eukaryota; Metazoa; Chordata; Mammalia; Dasyuromorphia; Dasyuridae. The record is from RefSeq and is a predicted model, not a curated record. Gene Ontology annotation, molecular function: cAMP-dependent protein kinase inhibitor activity. Gene Ontology annotation, biological process: negative regulation of cAMP-dependent protein kinase activity. Bases 132 to 389 code for a protein of 85 amino acids. Gene Ontology annotation, cellular component: nucleus; cytoplasm.